Molecule: messenger RNA, 5598 nt
Organism: Salvelinus fontinalis (brook trout)
Lineage: Eukaryota; Metazoa; Chordata; Actinopteri; Salmoniformes; Salmonidae
Product: interleukin-1 receptor accessory protein
Exons: 11
Coding region: 3570-5330 (586 amino acids)
Biological process (GO): signal transduction
Source: RefSeq, a predicted model, not a curated record
GCUGCCCAAUACCACGCUGCUUGGUCCUUUUUUGGUGGGUGGUUCUGUAACGGGUUUCCUCCUCUUUGUCUGAGGAGGAGUAGCAAGGAUCGGACCAAUUUGCAGCGUGGUAAGUGUCCAUAAUGAUAUAUUUAAUAAAUCAAACAGAACACUGAACGAAAUAACAAAAGUACAAACAAACAACCCAAAACAGUCCCGUAUGGUGAAAACACUAACACAGGAUACAACCACCCACAAAACACAAAGGGAAAACAGGCUACCUAAAUAUGGCUCCCAAUCAGAGACAACGACUGACACCUGCGUCUGAUUGAGAACCAUACUAGGCCAAACAAAUAGAAAAUACCUAAUAGAACAAAACAUAGAAAAACAACAUAGAAUGCCCACCCCAACUCACGCCCUGACCAAACUAAAAUAAAGACAUAACAAAGGAACUAAGGUCAGAACGUGACAAGAAAGUCAUGAACCAUGAUCACACUGCGUAUGACUGGUUCAGUGCAUAUAGAGUACUUCCAUCGUGAGGUUAGUUCCUCCGUGGAUAACAUAGCUAUGAAAUAGACUCCUUCAUACCUAUCACCACUACAAUGGUGUAAGACACAUUGACAUGUAGUAAAACUACUACAGGUCCCCUUAACAUAUGCCUUGAGGUCAACAUCAAUUCUUACUGACCUCCAGGCAUUGACCUGGAAAUGACCUGAUUACGUCAGACUCAUUCUGAACAGGUUGCAGCCUACCAGGAUACUUGGUGUUCUUUCCCUUGGCAUGUGCGCUUGUGUAAGCAUAAACACACAUGUACAACGGAACUUUUAAUGAGGAUUUAUUCUAGGAUCACUUAAGGGUUCGAGCAAAAUACCAGCCUUAGUAAAGUUGAAAGUGUACUCUGAGGCCUUUGACUCUACAGCUACAGUACUCACCAGUUUCUCCACAGAGGUCCAUAGAUCAUCCCUGUAGACUGGCCGAAGCUGCUGCUUUACAGCUGUAGACUUAUCAUGUAGUUAUCAACUUAGGAUAGUGCCCUUGGCAACACACCGCGAAUUAGGAACGCCCUAGAUAUGACAUUAGACAAUGCCAUGAUUGGGUCAUUUUGUCAAGACCGUGGACGUAUAUAGAAUACAGUCCAAUUAGAUGAGUAAGGUGUGAUAACUACAGUUUGUAUAUCUUUUGUUUAUGCUUUUAUUAUUUUUCGUUUCAUUUCCUUUGACACUUAGGAAGUGAUAGAGCCAUAAACACGUGCCCCUUACAACCAUCGCUUAGUGCCACAACGCUGCUCAUUUGGGAAGAAAUUGAAUGAUGUAUUUUGUGAGUGUAUGUGUGUGUUGUUAACAUCUGCCUAAGUUACUGCCUAGGUCCACCAGCCUGGACGACCAGACGACGUGUCCUUAACGGCGAUCCCAAUCCGGACAUCCGCUGCCCAUCCUGGUGGUGGACUGCUCCAUUGGCAGAAGGCCUACCAGGGUAAACCACCAGAGGGGGUCCGCAACGGCGAUCACCAACCAGGACAUCCCGUGGCCAUUCUUAUGGUGAUUUGCAGCUGUAAGAAAGCCUACCAGGGUAAACCACCAGGGGGGUACUGCUACGCUGAUCCAAAAACCAGGACAUGCGAGGUUCAUUCUUAUGGUGGGUUGCAACUUGCAGGAUCCUUCCAAGUUAAAUCCACCAGAGUGGGACUGUCAUGACUCUCCUGUGAAGAUCUGAAGGAUCAAGUUACAGUGGGUCUGCUCUACAGCGCCCUCUCUCUCCCGCAGAAGAGGAGAGGGGUGAAGUUGGCCAUUUUAUGACUGUAACGACUCCCACCGAAGGUGGCUCCCCUCCCUGUUCGGGUGGUGCUCGGCGGUCGUCGUCACCGGCCUACUAGCUGCUACUGACUUUUCCUCCCCCUCCCUUUUUGUUGAUUAUUGACACCUGUUUGUGGUUAGGGUGAUUUGUGGGGCUUUAUUACCCAGCAGCCCGGCCUGCUGGGUGUGCGGGAUUGUUUUGUGUACAUGUUGUACAUGCUUGUGUGUCACGGUUCGUGUACGUUGUCUCAUUGGUAUUUCGUGUUCUCGUUUAUGUGGUGGAGCAUUCAUUUUAGAGUGGCGUCGUGUUCACCUGUUUGUGGUAUUAAAUUAGAACGCUACUCUGAACUCUCUGUCUCCUGCGUGUGACUCCUUCCUCCACUACACCCCGGGCAUUACAAUGACGGUCAUAAAUACCUGUAGAAACUCUCUCUCUCCCACUCUGCAGAAAUGGAGGUUAAAAAUCCCAUUUGUUACAACAGAGAGAGAAUUUGUAGUGCUGUGACAUCCAAGAUUGGACAAUGAAACAAUGAAUGAACAAUGAAACAACAGUUGGAAUGGUCCGUGGGUACUUAAAGAACAAUUAUGUCAGAUCAGUUGUUGUUUUGGCAUCUCAUUAAGGACGGAAUAACAACGUUUUUUUAUUGACUGAACAUUUAUGAAGCAAUUUAACAAUUAGGAUUUGUUAUCUGCAAUGGUUAUGAUAAGUUAGGCAUUGUUGCUCACUGUUGGCAUAACAAUAAAUGUGCACAUAUUUUUUUCCAGUUUCAGCCGCCCUUGUUCUAAUCAUGCGUGUACAGUCAAAAAAGGUAAAAUACCCAUCCCUAUCCAUGACAGAUUUCUCUAUACAUUAAUAGUUUGAGGCUGAUCUUCCCCCCAUUAAUUGCAAUGUAUUAACUUAGACUCAUAUAUUGUGAAUACAUUUUAGUAAAAACCGUAGCAGAUUGACCCCUACCUGCUGAUACAAGGCUGAAACCGCAACUAAAAUUGAGAAAUACCCAUAGACUGCAGUCACUGCUCAAUAGACGAAAAAUAACGCCUAUUUUGAAGAUUUCGCAACUUGGGUUUUCCGUGGAGGGAGGAGUUGAACUUUAUGGUACAAGAUUCACUUCCUUCCUCAUGGCAAUAAGCAGAGCACCAAGAAAGAUCUAAAAUGAUUGAAUGAUUUAUUUCCUUAAAUGUAAAUAUGUUGUCGUAGCACUUAGCCCGUAACUAUAAACCGAUAACGCAGUUUAUGUUGAAGUCUAUAAGAAAGAAUGGUGUCUGAUUGACUUAUCCAAUAGCUUACUGAAAUAUUAACUUUUGUUGGUGGCUUUAUCUACUCCUAAAUCCAGCAACAAAAAUGCGAGGAGUGUCAUUUCAAGUAAAUUACAAGUGGCAUCUGGAACAUCGAACGGGGGCUCACUGAGAUUUGCAUACCGCAGAACCUCUAAGUAGUUUACGACGGCUGGCAGUCAUUCGUCAAACGGACAGGUUGGCUACGUUUGAUGCGUAAUAUACUCUAGCCUACUACUGAGCCGCAUCUCGAGGGUGCUCGACUGUGUCGCUUUGAUUGGAAGGAUUCCCAACACCGUGUGGCUGUCGUUUGUCAUAUGAUUUAUGGUCCAGUGGUGAAUGGUACACUAAAACAAAACCGUUACUGGCAAGACCGCCGUGCCCCUCGUUCCUCUCUGAUCGUAAGUUUGUCUGACUCAGCUGCAGCCGACUGUCUCCUCACCCUGCGACAGCCACUCUGCCUUGCCUGGGGUGUCAGCGUUCCCGUUGCCGUUUUCAGCGCUACAGGGUGGACUUGUGGAGAUGGCUCUCUUCAUCACAGCUCUCCUGUCUCUCUCAGUUGCCAUGGUGGGAGUAGGUGGGGUUACUCCAGCCACCACUUCAUCCAGUGUCCACUCAGUGAUCCAGUGCCACGACUGGGGCGAGUCAGGCGGAGCCGUGAGGGUGAUGGAGGGGGAGGCAUGCUGUCUUCUCUGCCCUCUCUUCUCCCACCCCACUGUCUACAACUACAGCUCGGUCCAGGCAGCAGGCCUCAACCUUGUGUGGUACCACGUGGCUGCAGGUCAGGACCUGGAACAACCCAUCGACUUCCACCACCCCGACCAGAGGCUCAGCAAGGAGAGGGAGAAGCUCUGGCUGCAGCCCACCACCACGCAGGACGCGGGCCAGUACAUCUGCAUGCUGAGAAACAGGACAUCGUGUGCCAAGAUUGCCAUGCGCCUGGAGGUGUUGCCAAGUGGCCAGGACCCUGACUGUGAGGUGAAGGCUGCUGUACCUCCCACCCCAGUCAUCGUGCCCAUACAGGAGGGCAGGACCCUAACCUGCCCUGACCUGGAGGACAUCAAGCUGCCUAACACUAGCCACUCUGUCACCUGGUACCAUGAGUGCAAUGCCUUCGGGAACGUCAACAUCGAUCGUGUGUUAAAAGGAGACACUCUGGUCAUCCAUGUAAUGUUGGAGCACUACCAAGGACUGUACCACUGUGUGGUCACUUAUGAGACCAAAGGAAGAGCCAUCAAAUUCACCAGAGUGGUCAAUGUAACCGCAGUGUCUCCCAGUGGUUUACCCAAACAGCCAAAUAUACUCAACCCUGCCAAGGAGCAACUCUAUCCUGUCAAAAAAGGGUCAGAGGUGAAUCUCACAUGCAGGGUGUCAUUGCCCUACCUGGAAGGACCCAGGGAGACCUGGUGGACCAUCGAUGGGAAGACUGUAGAUCAGCUAGCUGAUCCCCGCAUCUCAUUCACUUCUAGGGUGGUGUUGAAUUAUUUUGAGGACUGGACAGUUGAGAAUGUGCUCCGCAUCCAGGACUUCAGCUCAGAGGACCUGACCAGAGAAUACAACUGCUCCGGACGCAACGGCCAAGGUGUAGCGACCCGCAGGGCAGUGCUCGAAGAGGAGGUGUACCUGCCAUCCGUGGAGCUGGGCUGUGGCCUGGGCGUGACUCUGUUCCUGAUGCUGGUGCUGUUCGUGGUCUACCACAUCUUCUGGCUGGAGCUGCUGCUGCUCUAUCGCUCCUGGUUUGGAACCGACGAACGCUGUACAGACGACAAGGAGUAUGACAUCUACAUCUCGUACGCGAGGAAUAGCGAGGAGGAGCAAUUUGUGCUCUUCACACUCCGCAGGGUCCUGGAGAAUGAGCUGGGCUAUACCGUCUGCAUCUUCGACAGGGACAGCCUUCCUGGAGGGACCAUCACUGACGAGACGCUGACCUUUGUGGGCCGCAGUCGCCGCGUCCUGGUGGUGCUCAGCCCAGGAUACGGCCUCCAGGGGACCCAGGCCCUGCUGGAGCUCAAGGCAGGGCUAGACAGCAUGGCGUGGGGUGGACAUCUGCGGGUCAUCCUGGUCCAGUAUAAGCCCUUGAGGCGGGACGGCUGGGUGCGCGAGCUGAGGCGAGCGAGAGUAGCCCUGGUGUUGGUCCGAUGGCAAGGGGACAAAUCCAGCGAUCUGUCCUCUAGGUUCUGGAAGCGACUCCGGGUGGAGCUACCUGUCAGAAGGAUUAAAGACAAGCUACAGAGCCAAGAUAGUAACGUUAUACCACUGAAGAAUAUAGUUAUAGACACAUAGCGAGCAUAAUAACAUAGUGGAGACGCAACUCGCACUUAGAAUACAGAAUGGCAUAGCAUAUAUGUGACAUACGCACGCCCGCCCGACCACACACACACACCAUUGUUCCAUUAUUACACUGUCGUUUUGUUUCCUUUUUGUGAGUGAGAAACCAUUCAUCCAUUUGUUUUGUAUUCUGUUAAAUGCUCUUUUGAAAGGGUCUCGCAUUGUCUCAUUUUGUAUACUUUCAUAUGUAAAUAUUUAUCUGAAUAAAUGCAUUUUUUUCAUA